CGCGGGGGGAGGAACAAGGAAGCGGACGCUCGCUGCGCUGCUGUGGAGCUAACGCGGGCUAACGGCUGCUAAUAUCCUCUCUGAUGCACGAGCCAGGAGCAUGCGACCUCAUACCUGCAGCUGACUUGUUCGGGGAUGUCGGGCAGUAAGGCGCUGGGCGGCGGGGCUGGCGGGGGGGCGAGGCGCAGGCGGACGCGGUGCCGGCGCUGCCAGGCCUGCAUGAGGACGGAGUGUGGAGAGUGUCACUUCUGUAAAGACAUGAAGAAGUUCGGAGGACCGGGACGCAUGAAACAGUCCUGUCUGCUGAGACAGUGCACGGCGCCGGUGCUCCCUCACACAGCUGUGUGCUUUGCGUGUGGAGAAGCAGGGAAAGAAGACACUGUUGACUCAGAGGAGGAGAAGUUCAGUCUGUCUCUGAUGGAGUGCACCAUCUGUAACGAGAUCAUCCACCCCAGCUGCCUCAAGAUGGGGAAAGCUGAAGGAAUCAUUAAUGAUGAAAUCCCAAACUGCUGGGAAUGUCCAAAGUGCCACAAGGAGGGCAAAACCAGUAAGGAGGCGGACGGCUCGGGGAAGCGGCGGCUGGAUAACGGCGAGGUCGGCCGCUGGAAGCUCACCGAUGAUCCGCCUCCUAAAAAGAAAGCACCUCCUUCCCUGGAGGAGGCGGGGAGGGGGGAGGGGGGGCACAAGAGGAAGAAGGAGAAGGAGCUGCCUCCAGACAGCGGACCCAAAAAAAAGAUGAAAGGAGCUCACGAGAAACGUCUCAAAAAGAAACCCAAACCGGAGGCGGUGGAGUCCAACGGUCCCACCUCCUCAGCUGGAGGAGCUGGAGGACUGCAGAGUUCCUCCACCUCCUCCUCCUCUCAGGCGGGGGGAGGAGGUGGGGGGGGAGCAGGGGGAGCGGGGGGGACGUCCAGUGCAGACCAGCGCUCCCAUCACAGAGAGAAGCUGGAGCGCUUUAAGAGGAUGUGUCUGCUGGAGCGCCGGCCCGAGUCCUCCUCCUCCUCUUCCUCCAGCUCCGAGUCCGACUCCGAGUCCGACUCCGACGACUCCCUGCCGGGGGAGCAGGGGGGGGGCUCCUCGCCGUCCUCCUCCUCGCCGGCCCCGCCUCCUCCCGUCGUCUACGGCAACAGCAGCGGGAGCCGUGCGGACAGGGAGAGGAGUCGCACCGAGCGGGAGCGAGAGAGGGAGCGGGAACGGCGGCUGGCCGAGCUCGGCUUCAGCGCCAGCGACGACUCUGAGGGAGAGGGGGGGAGGGGGGAGGAGGAGGAGCGGGAGGAGGAGCAGGGAGGGGGGGCAGACAAGGCCCGGCGGAGAGGAGGGGAGACGGGGCUGCUGCCGCGGGGGCGCAAAGGAGCGAUGAUGGACGCAGAGGAGGAGGACACUCCCACCUCAGACAGGACCCGUAAAAACUCCUCCUCCCUCCCCCCGCCAUCCCCCCUCUCCUCCAAUCAGAUGCCUCCGUCCUCGCAGCACGACGGCUUCACGGGGAAGCAGCGCAGCAACGGGCAGGAGGCGCGCAACGGGCGGACACGGGGAGGAACAGGAGGGGGGAGAGAGGGGGGGGAGAAGGAGAACGCCAGCGGUGUUCUGACCAAUCACAGACACGGCGGGGGAGGAGGGGGCGGGACUAAAGGUAGCCGCGGCAACAAGAUCCGUAGCAACAGUAAGAACCAGACGUCCGGCUCCAGAAGCAUCACCUCCUCCUCGUCCUCCUCCAUCCCCACCUCCAACGGGGGGGGCGGGGGAGGCACGGGGGGAGGCGGCCUGCUGAUGUCAUCGAUGGCGGCGUCUCCGUGCUCGCAGCCGUCCCGCCUCGCUCCGCGCUCUCAGAUGAUGAAGCGCAGCCCGCCGGCGGUGCCGUCGCCGCCGCGGCCCGUCCAGAUGGAGCGCCACCUGGUGCGCCCCCCCCCCGCCUGCCCAGAGCCGUCCUGCCUGCCGCUGGACUCCGGCUCCUCCCACAUCAUGACCAGAGACGUGUGGCUGCGAGUCUUCACACACCUGAGCCAGAGAGAGCUGUGCGUCUGCAUGAGGGUCUGUCGCACCUGGAGCCGCUGGUGCUGUGACAAACGAUUGUGGACUCAGAUCGACCUGAGCCGGCAGCGCUCCAUCACCCCCCCCAUGCUGAGUGGUAUCAUCCGCCGCCAGCCCGUCUCCCUCAACCUGGGUUAUACCAACAUCUCCAAGAAACAGCUGAUGUGGCUCAUCAACCGCCUGGAGGGUCUUCUGGAGCUGAACGUGUCUGGCUGCUCGUGGCCGGCCGUCUCCGCUCUGUGUCAGGCCGUCUGUCCUUGUCUCAGGCUGCUGGAUCUCAGCAGAGUGGAGGACCUGAAGGACUCCCACCUGAGAGAGCUGCUGGCCCCCCCACCUGACACCCGGACAGCCCACGGUGAAACCAGAGUGGGGCGGUUCCAGAACGUGACGGAGCUGCGAUUGGCUGGUUUGGACCUGACGGAGGCGUCGUCCCGCCUGUUGGUGCGCUACGUCCCCCGGCUGGUCAAACUGGACCUGAGCCAGUGUUUGAACAUCACUGACCAGACAAUCCACACCCUCACCUCCCCCAUCUCCCCCCUCAGAGAGAGCCUCACCCACAUCAACCUGGCAGGUUGUCUGAAGGUGACGGAGCAGUGUGUCCCUCUCCUGCGUCGCUGCACCUCCCUGCAGACGGUGGACCUGCGCUCCUGCUCCCUCCUCUCCUCUGAGACCGGACAGCUCCUCUCCUUCCCAAUCCACGCCUCCUCCUCCUCCUCCUCCUCCACCGCCUCCUCCUCAUCCUCCUCUUCUUCCUCUGCCACCACGACCACGACCACGGUCACUGCUUCCUCCUCCUCCACGUCUGCUCCCUCCUCCUCCUCCUCCUCCUCCUCCUGUCCUCCUGAAGACAGAACGCUGCUAAAGAACAGCUAAAGUGCUCCACCAUGACACUUACAGUUACCAGGGCAACGAGCCCCGCCUCCCACCUCCUUACACUACAGACAGGUGAGGAGGAGGAGGAGGAAGAGGAGGAGGAGUAUUUUGGGAACGUUGUGGGUAAUAGUUGAUAAAUAGAAACUCUGAGCAUGUACAUAUUUGUUCUCUGUACAAUUUUUGGGUGUGUGUAUAUACUGUAUCUGUAGUUUACUGUAAAUGACCCCCCCCCCCAAACUCCCCCUAUCCCCCCCCCCCCCCCCCCCCUCCCCCCCCCCCCCCCCUCCACCUGACAACCAAUCAUCAUGCCGGGCGUCCACCUGCUCGUCAGUAGCUGCAGAACGAAGGAAACGAGAGAAAAAACAAAAUGUCUUUUUCAUUUUUAUUUUUUCUAUCUGGAGUAAAAAAAAAUCAGAUGCUAGCAGUUUCCCUCCACUUCCAGUCUUUGUGCUAAGCUAACCAGCAGGGGGCGCCACCGCUGCUCGUAUUGAUCUCAGUUUCUUUGACUAGUCGAGCUAAUCAAUCAUCGUCAUAUCAAACGCGGCUGCUCAGGUUUCUGUUAUUUUUUAUUUGUGCAGAUUUAAAGUUUAACGAGAAAUUUGACGAAACUUUCUGAAGCAAAAAAAAAAAAGACGUUAAAAUCUCCUCAAUCAUGUUUUUAAGAUAUCAGAUUAAACAUAUCGACCAAUCAGCACUCACCGUGUUCAGAGUUAUAUCGUCCGUGUUUCUGCUCGUUAAUUAGGUUUUUUGCCUUCAAACUUUUAAAUUAUUCAGAAAUCGUGAUCAGCGCGUUAGCUUAGCUUAGCACAAAGACUGGAAGCGGGUGGAAACUGUUAGCCUUCCUGUCAGAGUCUUUAACAAGUUUUUUUUCCUUUUCUGUUAAUUAACAGAUUAAAUUAAAUUAAAGGAGACGAUCAUUUUCAUUUUUACUAAAUUUUGUCUCAAAAUUUUAAUUUAAAUCUGAUCUUUAUUUAAACAUCUUUCAGGAAGUAAACAUUAAAACACUUUUUAUUAAUAAAUGUUUUUUCCACCUUUAAUAUUUUACAGUUAAUUAUCGUCUUAAAGUCGUUCAGACGUUCAUCAUUAAAGCAUCGUUCCUCUCUUGAAGCAGCCAUGCUAACAGUUUCCCUCUGCUUCCAGUGUUUGUGCUAAGCUAAGCUAACGUGGACUGCUCCUUUAAGGUUUGUUCAGGUGUCGUUUUUCUUUGAGCCUCGAUGUCUUCAACGUUCGCCUCAAUCACCCCCCCCCCCCCCCCUCACCCCACCCUACCCCACCCCCCCCGUGUUGAUCACCUCUGAUCAGGUUCAUUGAUCGAUCGUUUUUUCUCAGGAGUAACGUUUAGUUUUAAAUUAUUUAGAGUGAGCUGAGACAUUCCUACAGAAACAACCUCAGUUUAGUUUUUAUUAUUUUCACACUCCUCCUCUUUUCUGUUUUUUGUUUUUGUUGUUUUUUUUUGAUCACAUGAUUAAAUUUUCAUGUUUCAUUUUCUGCCGUUAAAGAAAAUAAACGAGAAACUAAAACGACGUUAAAGUUUAAAAAUAUCUGAUUAUAUAAUAAAUUUAACAUCACUGUGACAUCAUCAUCAUCAUCAUCAUCAUCAGCUGAUUUAUUAUCUGAUUUUAAUAAAGUCACGAUCUAGAUUUAAUAUUUCUUCAUCUCAGUAAAUAAUCUGAACUCUUCUGUCUAAUUGUGUCUUAAUAUUGAUUUAUUAUUUAUAAUUAGACUUUAAAAAAGGGAAAUAUUUAAUCUAUCUCGUUAAUCUUUAAUUAGUGAUUCCUGAUUAAUUCAUCUUUAAUCUCUUUAUUCAGAUUUAAAGCCUUUAAUUCACCUUUAGUGAGCUAACUGAUGAUGUCAUGAUGAUGUCAUAAUUCUGGUUUCUCGUCAUAAUUCUGGUUUAUUAUUUUUAUGAUUUAUCGUUUUUCAUUUUUCAGAUUUUACGUCAUAAAAUAUUUUUUUUUGUAUUUUAUCGCAGAAACUCGACAGAGGAUUUUUAGUUUGUGUUUUCGGCUGAAAUGAUUGGACGCCCUGGUGGUGGGCGGAGCUUCAGCCGCUCAGCUGUGACUAUCGGACUUUAUUUCUGUGUGUGAGGCGGUGGCACUGAGGGGGGGCGGGGGGGGGGGUUAUUUCAUAUUGUUGUUUUCAGAUGUGCAAAUAAACAGCCAAAUAAAUCGUUAAAUACGAUAAUUGUAACGAUGAGAAGAAGCAGCUCGAUCAGUUCAGCACGAAAACAGCAGCUGUUUUCACGGAGUCGUACAAACUUUCUGCUGAAUCGUACGAACUUUGUGCCGAGUCGUACGAACUUUGUACUGAGUUUUACGAACUUUGUGCCAAGUUGUACGAACUUUGUACCGAGUCGUACGAACUUUGUGCUGAGUCGUACGAACGUUGUGCCAAGUUGUACGAACUUUGUACCGAGUCGUACGAACUUUGUGCUGAGUCGUACGAACUUUGUACCCAGUUGUACCAACUUUGUGCCGAGUUGAUCGAACUUUGUACCAAGUCGUACGAACUUUGUAGUGAGUCGUACGAACUUUGUAGUGAGUCGUACGAACUUUGCACGAAGUCGUACGAACCGACAGAUGAAAUACAACCAAUAAAAGAAUGCGAGAUUAUCUGCGUUGCUAGUUUGUUGUUAUUCUUUUAGCUCUUUAGCGAAACGUCGGGUAACACGCUGACAUUAGCGAGCUAGCAGAAACGUUUCUCUGGUCGCAGCUGCUUCUUCUUAUUCUGGGAACAUUUCUUUUUCUUUUUUUUCGACGAAUGAAUAAUAAUGAAAUCAGUCGUUAUUUGCAGCCCUGAAUAAAGCGUAUCGUUAAGUAUUGUCGCUCUGUGGUAGAAAAAACAUCGGAAUUUAAAGUAUUAAAAUAUCUGCAGCCAAACUUCUCGUGGUGCCAUAAAAACAGCUGAUCGACCAGUUUUUAUAUUUUAUUUUUUCUAUUCUGUUGUGACUUAGUUCUGUUUAUUUCGUACUGUGACUGUAACGUGGGGAUGAAGCGUAAUCACAGCUUCACAAAUUUACCUAGCAACAAGUGAGGAGGUUAAAUCUGAUUGGACGAUAAUCCCCUGACUCCCUGAAAAGCUCUUAUCCAAUCACAUCUCUCGCCUUCUGUCUCUUAUCUUAGUAAAAAAAAACAAAAGUGUUUUUAUGGAUGUUUAAAAGAUGCACUGGAUCAUCAUCAUCAUCAUCACCUUCAUCCUCACUGUUUGCCAAAUGUUAGUUUUUGUUGUGAAAGGGCAUUUUAUCCUGUUUAUUUGUCUGUUUUUUUGUUUUUUUUAUACUUUGUCCGCAACUCUUCCGUUUUUUGUUGUGACGAUGGAAAAAAAAAAAUGAGGAAGAAGUUGGAACAAAAAUUUUAAAAAGAGACAAAAAGACCAACUCAAGGCAGCUACGUAUGAGUGACUACUGUAAAAUGAACUUAACUAAUAAAGAAGCAAUGGGUUUGUUUUUA
Scomber scombrus (Atlantic mackerel) is the source of this 6353-nucleotide messenger RNA. RefSeq lists its product as uncharacterized. The record is from RefSeq and is a predicted model, not a curated record. Gene Ontology annotation, molecular function: zinc ion binding; DNA binding; protein binding. The transcript is spliced from 11 exons. Gene Ontology annotation, biological process: regulation of transcription by RNA polymerase II; protein demethylation. Lineage: Eukaryota; Metazoa; Chordata; Actinopteri; Scombriformes; Scombridae. Bases 136 to 2904 code for a protein of 922 amino acids.